AAAGGUCAUCAGUGUUCUGGAGCCGCCUUGUCACUAUCUCAAGGCCAUGAACUGCAGCGAUAGCCAAUGGCUGCAAAACCUCUUGAACCACCUGCUGCUUGAGCUGCACCAUCAGGCCAGCUGCCUGAACGCUGGCUCCGACUCUACCAUGGGCGUGGGGGUCGUGCCUGACCCUUUCGGGGGCCGGGAGGUGACCAGCGCCAAGGGCGACGAUGACUAUCUCUACAUCCUGCUCAUCAUGAUCUUCUACGCCUGCCUGGCUGGAAGCUUUGUCCUGGCCUACACUCGCUCCCGAAAGUUCCGCAAGGACAAGGAGGAGCCAUCCCAGACCUGCACCGCCUUGCCCCAAUGGGCCUCUGGGGGUGCCCUGGCCACAAACGCCGAGACUGCCGCGGGCUUCCUGGCUGAAGGCCGCCCACUGUUUGCCCCUGAGUUGCUGCUUGCCUUCGACCAGGGCGCAGAGGGGGUCUAG
Heterocephalus glaber (naked mole-rat) is the source of this 472-nucleotide messenger RNA. It is a transcript of the gene Kcne5, whose product is annotated as potassium voltage-gated channel subfamily E regulatory subunit 5. Gene Ontology annotation, biological process: regulation of ventricular cardiac muscle cell membrane repolarization; potassium ion export across plasma membrane; negative regulation of delayed rectifier potassium channel activity. The record is from RefSeq and is a predicted model, not a curated record. Gene Ontology annotation, cellular component: membrane; voltage-gated potassium channel complex. NCBI's taxonomy places the organism in Eukaryota, Metazoa, Chordata, Mammalia, Rodentia, Bathyergidae. Gene Ontology annotation, molecular function: voltage-gated potassium channel activity involved in ventricular cardiac muscle cell action potential repolarization; transmembrane transporter binding; potassium channel regulator activity.